CGACCAAAUGGAAUCUUAUUUGGAGCAAAAUCGAACGAUUGCUGCUUCAUGUGAAGUGGAACUGGCCGACAAUAGGCUUACAUUAUUGUUUGCUGAAAAUUGUUGUUUCGUUUUCUUUCAAAUUGUCCAAGUUUAUUUUUGUUUAAAUGCGGUAAUUCACCAAAACAUGAUUCAAAUAUUUGUGAUACUUGGACUCAAUAUUGCAUGCUCUCUCUAUGGAAUUGCUCAACAAUAUGAAGUUGAAAGUGGAUUAAAUGUUAUAAUGUUUUCUUGUCCAGGAGUCUAUACAUUUUCUCCCAAUUACGAAUCAUUUGAAUAUCCAAAUAUGAUAAUUUCCUCAUUAUUUGCAUUCGUAAAUUUAAUCUUGGCUUGGAGACUGUUUUUGCUGUAUGAAAAGCAAAUGUAUGAAAAAGCUAACAUAGAAAUAAAUAAACAAGGUAGAUUUCAUGAAAAUGCUCAUUUUUGUUAUGAUGCUAAAGUUGGAUACAUUCUUGAUCAUCGUAAAUGCUGCAUUAACGGCUGCAAUAAUCCCGUUUCUUGGGCAACAAUCAAUAAUUUUAUUCGAAAAUGGAAAAUCGGGUUGUAUAUAUUUCUUGCAUUAUGGGUAUUCUUUGUUGCUGAUUUUGCUUUUUUGAUCAAGGAUGCAAGUUCUGCUGCUUCUAGUGGAUGGUAUUUUUGGUUAUCUACAA
Racocetra persica is the source of this 689-nucleotide messenger RNA. The record is from the annotation of a GenBank genome assembly. Lineage: Eukaryota; Fungi; Glomeromycota; Glomeromycetes; Diversisporales; Gigasporaceae.